CGUGUCGGUUCGUGGUUUCCCCAAUCCAAUUCUCCGGUUCACCGCUCCCCGAUUCUCAGAUUCUCUCGCGGUCGUGUGCCGGUUGUUGUUGCUGUUGUUGUUCUCGGUGCUUUUUUCAAUUCCGCGUGCGUGGGUGUAAAUCAAAUAAAAACACACAAUGGCCAGCGAGGACACGAGCUUUAUUCCCGAUCUUCCCAUCGGCGGACCAUUGGCCGUUUAUCGAAAGAGGGCUAACUUUGACUGGAAACGACUGCGCUUGAUAUUCGAAAAGGAGCAGGGAUUGCGUAUUAAGUACAAAGUGUGGCGCCGCUUGGAGAAUGAUCCCCUCUUCGCCCACCCCUCCCGCACUUUGCCCAUGGACGAGCAGAAGCGUUUGUGCGCCAUGCAGGUGAAUCGCAUGAAGCACUUGGACCUGGUGCCCAAGGAGAUCGAGCAACUGAGCUUCUCGGCCAAGACCAAGUACUUGAUGUACAUUAACGAGGCACUGGCCUGCUAUUCGCCCAGUUUAUCGGUGAAGAUCGCCCUGGGAGUUGGACUGUUCAACAAUGCCAUCCGUGCAAUGGGCACCGAAAAGCACACGAAAUAUAUCGAGGCUGCCUGGAAUCGGGAAGUGAUCACCUGUCUGGCCAUCACGGAAUUAUCACAUGGCAGCAAUACGAAGAGCAUCCGGACAACGGCCACCUAUGAUCCGAGUACCCAGGAGUUUGUGAUCAAUACGCCGGACUUUGAGGCGGCCAAAUGCUGGGUGGGAAAUCUGGGGAAAACUGCCACAGUGGCCAUGACUUUCGCCAAUCUCUAUACCGCUGAUGGUCAAAACCAUGGUCUUCAUGGCUUCCUGAUUCCCAUUCGUGAUCCCAAGACACUGCUCUCGUAUCCCGGUGUUUUGGUGGGCGACAUUGGUGAGAAGUGUGGCCUAAAUGGCAUUGACAAUGGCUUCGUGGUCUUUACCAACUAUCGCAUUCCACGCGACAAUCUGCUCAAUCGCACCAGUGACGUAACGCCGGAGGGGGCUUACGAGAGUGUGUUCACCGAGCCGGGAAAGGUCCUUGGAGCGGCACUCGAAAGCUUCUCCGCCGGCAGGAUUGGCAUAAUGCAGGAGUCGGCUAAUACCCUUUGCAGUGCAGCCGUUAUCGCAGUUCGCUACGCGGCAGUUCGCAAGCAAUUUGGCCCGGAACGACAAGGCGAGGAGAUGGCCAUCCUGGAGUACCAACUGCAUCAAUAUCGCAUAUUUCCCUAUUUGGCGGCUGCUUGUGUCCAGAAAAUCGCCACCGAAGAGCUGACAAUCACGUAUAUGGAGAUCAUAGCCCGAUCCCAGGCGGAUUCCAAUGGCUUUGAUAUUUUGACCCAAAACGCCGCGGAGAUCCAUGCCUUGAUCUCCUCGUCAAAGCCUUUGAUCACCUGGGCAGCUCGGGAUGCUAUUCAGGAAGCACGUGAGGCCUGCGGAGGACAUGGCUACCUGGCAGCAGCAAAACUUGGCCAGAUGCGCACCGAUCACGAUCCCCUGUGCACCUACGAAGGUGACAACAAUGUCCUGGGACAACAGGCCUCCAAUUGGCUACUGCGCCAGUGGAGUGCAAAGCAACUGGAGACGCCCAUUGGCAGUGUGAAAUUCCUGGAGCACCGCAAGGAGUUGCUGGCCCUCAAUUACGCAUCCUUGGUGCAGAAGACUUCUAUGUCCAGCUGGCAGUUUUCCUUGAGGUGCUACGAGUGGCUGCUUUGCCAUUUGAUGGCCCGAACCACAACUCACAUCGAGGGUCAGUUGGCAGCGGGAUGCAGUCGAUUUGAAGCCAGGAACAACUCCCAAGUGGCCGGAGCUCGGGAAUUAUCCUUGGCCUAUGCCGAGUACUAUGCUCUUACGCGAUAUGUUAAUCAUGUCAGCAAACUGACAGUGGAGGCCCCAUAUGCCUCCAUUCUCCGCCUGCUGUUCGAUGUCUAUGCCAUGUGGUUGCUGGAGAAGCACAUGACCACCUUUUAUGUGGGUGGCUUUGCAGCUGGACGAGAUUUCUCGGCUGCAGUGCGUCAGCUGCUGCUGGAUAGUUGCCUGCAACUAAAAGAUGUGGCUGUGAGCAUAGCAGAUGCCAUUUCGCCACCCGAUUUUGCCCUGAAUUCGGUGAUCGCCCGGGCAGAUGGUCUGCUCUACGAGAAUUUGCAAAACGAAUUUAUGACCAAUGAAGGUGCGUUCCAGCGACCUUCCUGGUGGCGUGACGUCAUCAUACCGCAGGCUCAGUCGAAACUCUGAGCAAUCCCCACCGAGUUUUCCAGGAGACGAGGAUGAAGACAAGUGCCUGACUAGGAAAUUUGAGCAUUUGGCUCGCGCUAAGCAAAUCAAGAUGUUUUGAAGUUAUUGUUGCCUCAUUUGAAAUCAGGUAUUAUGGCAAACCACAUUCGCAUCGAUCCUAGUAAAACGUUUUAUAUCAUAUAUGUACCAACUAUAACAUACAUUCGAGUAUUUUAAGAUCAAAUCUGUUACUAGUUUAUGUUUAAACGAGUUAAAUAAAAUAUAUAAAAAUGUGUUAAAAAA
This is a messenger RNA of Drosophila rhopaloa, 2521 nucleotides long. Its product is annotated as peroxisomal acyl-coenzyme A oxidase 3. Gene Ontology annotation, cellular component: peroxisome. The record is from RefSeq and is a predicted model, not a curated record. Gene Ontology annotation, molecular function: FAD binding; pristanoyl-CoA oxidase activity; fatty acid binding. The transcript has 6 exons. Gene Ontology annotation, biological process: lipid homeostasis; fatty acid beta-oxidation using acyl-CoA oxidase. NCBI's taxonomy places the organism in Eukaryota, Metazoa, Arthropoda, Insecta, Diptera, Drosophilidae. Bases 158 to 2239 code for a protein of 693 amino acids.